GAACGCGGCACGGCCGAGCCCAUAAGCUCUUCAGUUCAACGGGUUGUGGCUAGUUUCGAGACCAGUUACGGUUAAGUUACGUCGGCAGAUCCAUCAUGGUCAUGGGUGUACCGCCAAGCGAAGGGCCAAAUCCGGACACAGUAAGGCGGUGUGUGAACGUGCUGCUGCUGUGAGUGAGCCGACAACAUUAGCAACGGACGUUGUUACGAACAUUUCACGUUAUGUUCUCUCAACCUUAGAAUUAGAAUAGGCGGCACCAGGUGCUCCUUCCUUGGCCACCGACUGACAUGGACCGAUCUCCAGCGAGUGCAACGGGCACGUGUGCCCUCAGCUACCUUCAUGGCCAUUGAUAAAGAUGUCUUGUAGCGUUACUGAGCGGGUAACAGACAACAGAGCGGCAGUGGGGGGUCCUCAAGGUGGAGCAGGUCCUGCUGGGACAACAGUGACCGUUACAGCUUCGGGAUGUAGACUGCGUGGAACCAGCACCAGUAACGCAAGUAUAGCAACAUCACCAAAUUCAAGGGGGAGCAUACCGAUCUCCAAUGCUCCACAAAACGGCCCCCAAUCAGGUGUCCAAGGACCUCCGCUUCGAUCCAAGCCCUGUUGUCUACUUUGGUGUUGUUGCUGCAAGUGUCCCUGUUCUAAUCCUGGCGGAAAAUCAAACGACGAAAACGGCCCUACUAAAAACUCAAAUAACUCAGACAUGAGGGCAAAUUGCGAGGCUGAACCGCUUCCGUCUCUUGAAGAAAUACGAAGCUGGGGCAGGUCUUUUGACAAGCUCAUGAGAAGUUCAGCUGGACGAGAAAUCUUUAGGGAUUUCCUAAGAGGAGAAUACUCGGAAGAAAAUAUAUUAUUUUGGUUAGCUUGCGAAGAACUGAAACGAGAAACUAAUCCUGAAGUGAUUGAAGAGAAAGCAAGAAUUAUUUACGAAGAUUAUAUUUCAAUACUUUCUCCAAAAGAGGUAUCACUUGAUUCAACUGUACGUGAUAUUGUGAAUCGUAAUAUGGUGGAACCGGCUCCACAUACGUUCGACGAGGCACAGCUUCAAAUAUAUACCCUGAUGCAUCGGGACAGUUACCCACGUUUCGUCAACUCACCGUUAUACCGAUCGUUGUCUCAACAACAGACUGGUUCCUCGGGUCCCCAAUCUGCUGUGACAACGGCCUUGGUCACAACGGUCUCUUCCGGGGACCAGGACGGUUAAAGCCGUCUCCAGUUUCAACCACGGCGGCCUAACGAGAGACUCGACAGUCGACAAUAACCUCGGCGGGCGACGGUCGACUAUACAGGGCGUCUGAAGCAUGACUGCCACGGCCGACGCCUACAGCCGAUUCUUCGGAUCAUUCCUCGCACAGUGCACGGUGACAUGUGACCGUAUUUAGGGCCACAACGCCACAAAACCCCAAAAACACAGGACGCUGUGAGAUGUGUUUGCAUAAAUCAGUUUUCGGCACAUGUUCACUUUGUACGAUAGCAAUCAUAACUUUGGACUGGACCUCAUAGUCGCUCACUUCUUAAAAUUAGUGUUGUGUAAUAAUAACGAAAAAUUAUGGUUCAUCUCACUAAAUGCUGGGUAAAAAAGCUGGAUGGUUUCGGUUAGGCCACUGUAAAUGUCUCUUACUAACUAAAUUUUAAUCAUAAACCGCUUGCACGGUUUUUCUGUCGGCUGUGAAAUAUCACUGACACCGAACUUUAGAGUAAAUUCGAAGGAAUCACACAAGAAGCUAUUCAUAACACGUAUACAGUUGUUGAAUAGCUGUAGACGCGUCAAUAGUUAUUAAAUUGUGCAAAUGGUUUGUCAUCUGUAGGAGAGUGUUCCUGAAAUAGCUGCCGCUGAUUCGAUCUCUUCUGUUUUUCAGUAGAUAUUAGCUAAAAUAUUGUUUAAAUACCUGAGAUGGCUGAAUUCAUCUUCAGGAACACUCUACAUGUCAACACUCGCCAUUUUUAAUUGAAUUUAUCGAUUUCAAAAUGAAUCUUCAGCAGUUUCAAUCUUAAUAUGCCAAUAUUAUAAAUGAUAUAAAAAUGCGGCAAAAGUUUGAAAGUCCGAAAUCCAGGAAAAAGUAUUGGAGUUGAAUUUCGUUCAAAUUAUACGUGGAAUAUGUGUCCACACAAUAUAUAAUCGUCUGAAACAGUGUUGUCUAGGAACAUUAAUUGUAAAUUAAGGUAUGUGCGUGUUUAUAUAUUAAUGAUAGAUAUCAUCGAAGAUCAGUCAAACUGGAGGUAAGUUUUUCUGAUGAGCUAGUUGAAUAUAUACAUAAUAUAUUCUGCUGGAUUUCUGAAACUUCUAGUAACUAAUAGAAAUGUCCGUUAGCCGCAUCAGCGCAUCAGGCCGACUGAAAUCAAAUUAAUAUUCAAUAAUCAAGUUAAAUAAUAAAGUAUAAUACAGAAAAAGAAAGCAAUAUCUGAUAAAAUGUCUGAUAGAUAAAAGGUAAAACUGAAACCUAUGGAGUAAAAUGAAUCCAAAAACAAGUACUUUUCCCAGUCACCAGAAAUGCAAUAGGUACUCUUCUCGACGCUCGUUUCAGCAACCAAGUUGGAGGAGUUCAGGAGAAGAAAAAAACGUGGUUGGCGAGUCGAAAAGAGUAUUGCAUUUCUGGUGAUUCGGAAAAGUUUUUGUUUUUGGAAUAGUGACAGGCACGAUUUUAUAUUCCUGAUAGUAAGAACUGUCUAUGGAAAUAUCUGUAUUAUUCAGGAACUAAUAGUCAUCGUUAUUGUCAUUAGUGAUGCCCUAGUGAUUAAAAUCAAUUUUGGAAGUGAAAAAAUUUUUAAGUGUACUUACGUAUUUUGAUGCGUAGAUUACGAAUCCGAAAGAAA
This is a messenger RNA of Leptinotarsa decemlineata (Colorado potato beetle), 2814 nucleotides long. RefSeq names its product regulator of G protein signaling double hit. NCBI's taxonomy places the organism in Eukaryota, Metazoa, Arthropoda, Insecta, Coleoptera, Chrysomelidae. The record is from RefSeq and is a predicted model, not a curated record.